GGAUUAGACAGGUGGCCGUGCACGAGCCAUGACCAUCCUGAGCAGCGUGUGAGGAUGAGUCUGGAGACAGAUCCCGAUGGCCGAAUUGUGACUUCGUCAUUUCUUCAGGCUGCUGCCAAUGGCUUCGUCGACGCUCUCCGCAAAGGGUUGGAAAGCCGUGAUCGGAGGAGGCUCAUGGUGGCCAGUGACCAGCAGCAGCCACUUGUCAUGGAGAAGCGCAGCUCACUUGGCCGCGCGAAGCGGGCAUGCAGAGGCGUUGCGGUUACUGCACAACCACGGCUGUGAGAUGGAGGCGAUGGAUCGCUUUGGCCGAACAGCAUUGCAUUUGGCUUGUGAGCAUGGGAAGGCAGAUGUGGUCAAAGUCUUGUUGGAUUGUGGGGCACGGCCUGGCCUCGAGGACAAGACGGGGCGCAAUGCCUUGCAUUUGGCUGCAUGCUGCGAGGACCCGUCAUUGUGCGAAACGCUUGCCAGUCAGUUCCCUCAGCUGGUUUUCUGCGCAGAUUCCAAUGGAAGGACGCCGCUAUUUUAUGCGGCAUUGAAUGCGCAUCCUCAAGCGCAGGCCGAGGUGACCAAGAUGUUGCUCCAGAAUUCAGCAAACAUAAACCAUCGAGACUGCCAUGGCAAGGUGGCCUUGCAUCAUGCUGCUGAGGAAGGUCAGCUCACUGCGGUCCGGCUCUUGCUGAAAAACAAGAUCGAUGCCAAUGCCCAGGACAAGGAGAAGCAGACGGCCUUGCAGAUGGCUUCCAGUGAGGCAGUCAGUGGCCCUGGUGCACCCUCGCAGACCUUGUCCAAAGUGGGGCUGAAAGAAUUCUUGGCGGGGCCGUCUGGCACGAGUCCACCUGCGGCCCCGGACCAGAUGAGGCUCAUGUUGGAGGUCGACAUGGAAGCCACUGAGUUGGGCAAGCUUGUCCUAUCUGAAGGCGCAAGUGAGAGACUGCAGGCUUUUGGCAAGACCAUCAGAGACACCUUUGCGGCCAAAGCUACUGCCACCAUUUACAAAAGAACCAGAUGCUACUGGAGAUUUUUCACUUGGUGCAGGGCAGUGCAAGCGGGCAAUGGGCUGAGGCUUUCCGAGAAGGUCGUCUACAAGUACUUGUCGUACUUGCAGGAGGAGGGCGCAGGCGCCACGAGUGGCGAUGCCUUUUUACAAUCCUUCAGGUUUUUCCACGCCAGCUGGCAGUUCGUUGGGUUGAACCUGGAUCAGGAACUGUCAGCAAGAGUGAAGGGAGUGGCACAUGUGCUUUACUGCAAAAAGCCUUUGCUGAAACAGGCAAGGGCUCUCUCGGUUGCUGAACUUGCAGCGCUAGAGGAUAUUGUUCUGGGCGCAGAGGCCAGCCACGUUGGGGUUAUUGCGGGAUACCUCUUGUUUUGCGCCAUGUCGUGUUGCCGUUUUUCUGACGCACUCUUCGCGAUUGACUUCGUAGUGUCUUCGCACGGGAGCACAGUUCUUAUCGAGGCCGGAACCAAGGUGCACAAAACUGCCUCCAGUAAGGAGAAGAAGACUGUCCUUCUCCCUCUUGUGGCUCUCGGGAAGGUGUUCCGCAGUGACUCCUGGGCCAAAAAAUGGUUCAGCCUCAGACAAGCCUGCGUGCCUAAGAACAUCCGCUUUGUCCUGCCGGCUUACUCUGAGCAGUCAGGGAGGUGGCUCAACAGGGCAAUGACGACAGCUGAAGGCAUUUUAUGGAUGCAGGACAUCAUGAGCUGGAAGUGCACCACCUUCCAUGGACAUGCAACAAAGGAGGAUCUUGGGUCAUCACGUGGACCCAGGAAGUUCUUCGCCGCUUACAUAUGGGCGGGACAAUGUGGCUGCCAUAAGGUGCAGGUAGCGGCCAUGCUUCAACGCAUCAAAGCCGGCAGAUUUGACCCGGAUGAAGCUCGAGUGGCCUUUGUGGAUAGACAGAUAGCAUCCUUCUGCGCAGAAAUCGACAAAUCCGACGAGCAUCUGCACUACGGUGAUUUGGAUGCAGUCGAUGCCUCGGACGUGGAAGAUGCAGACGAAGCUGAGGCUGAAGCUCAUGAAUCUAAGGCAGCGCUGAGAAUUUUCUUGCCAGAGGCCACUUCCGAUAGCCGCAUCAUGCAGCACUUGGCUUAG
This is a messenger RNA of Effrenium voratum, 2092 nucleotides long. NCBI's taxonomy places the organism in Eukaryota, Dinophyceae, Suessiales, Symbiodiniaceae. The record is from the annotation of a GenBank genome assembly.